AUGACGCCUUCCCUCCCCUCCAUAGCAGCUCAAGGUGACUGCUGGCUCCUGGCAGCCAUUGCCUCCCUUACUUUGAAUGAGAAGCUGCUUUACCGGGUGGUGCCCAGGGACCAGAACUUCCAGAAGAACUAUGCGGGCAUCUUUCAUUUUCAGUUCUGGCAGUAUGGAGAGUGGGUGGACGUGGUCAUCGAUGACAGGCUGCCCACCAAGAAUGGGGAGCUGCUCUUUCUACACUCUGAAGAACGCAAUGAAUUCUGGAGUGCACUGCUGGAGAAGGCCUACGCCAAGCUCAAUGGCUCCUAUGAGGCUCUUGCUGGAGGCUCCACAAUAGAGGGGUUUGAGGAUUUCACAGGUGGCAUCUCUGAGUUUUAUGAUCUAAAGAAGGCCCCAGGCAACCUCUAUCAUAUCAUCCGGAAAGCCCUUCAAGCAGGGUCUCUGCUGGGCUGCUCCAUUGAUGUCUCCAGUGCAGCUGAAGCAGAAGCCAUCACCAGGCAGAAGUUGGUUAAGAGUCACGCAUACUCUGUCACUGGAAUUGAAGAGGUGGAUUUCCGUGGCUCCCCAGAGAAGCUGAUCAGACUCAGAAACCCAUGGGGUGAAGUGGAGUGGUCGGGGGCCUGGAGCGAUGAUGCACCUGAGUGGAAUUACAUAGAUCCCAGGCGGAAGGAAGAGCUGGACAAGAAAGCUGAGGAUGGCGAGUUCUGGAUGUCAUUUUCAGAUUUCUUGAAGCAGUUCUCUCGACUGGAGAUCUGCAACCUGUCCCCAGACUCUCUGAGCAGUGAGGAGGUGCAUAAGUGGAACCUAGUGCUGUUUAGUGGCCGCUGGACGCGGGGCUCUACUGCUGGGGGCUGCCAGAACUACCCAGCCACUUACUGGACUAAUCCCCAGUUCAAAAUCCAUUUGGAAGAGGUGGAUGAGGACCAGGAGGAGGGCACUGGUGAACCCUGCUGUACCGUGCUGCUGGGUCUGAUGCAGAAGAAUCGCAGGCGACAGAAGAGGAUAGGACAAGGCACACUCAGCAUUGGCUACGCUGUCUAUCAGGUUCCCAAGGAGCUGGAGAGUCACAUGGACACACACCUGGGCCGGGACUUCUUCUUGGGCCACCAGCCCUCUACCUGUUCCAGCACCUACAUCAAUCAGCGGGAAGUGUCUGGCCGGGCCCGUCUUCCACCUGGGCAGUAUCUGGUGGUGCCAUCCACCUUCGAGCCCUUCAAGGAUGGCGACUUCUGCUUGAGGGUGUUCUCGGAGAAGAAGGCCAAGGCCCUGUGA
Molecule: messenger RNA, 1266 nt
Organism: Castor canadensis (American beaver)
Lineage: Eukaryota; Metazoa; Chordata; Mammalia; Rodentia; Castoridae
Source: RefSeq, a predicted model, not a curated record